This is a messenger RNA of Punctularia strigosozonata HHB-11173 SS5, 1992 nucleotides long. RefSeq lists its product as uncharacterized. Lineage: Eukaryota; Fungi; Basidiomycota; Agaricomycetes; Corticiales; Punctulariaceae. The coding region runs from base 1 to 1680 and encodes 559 amino acids. The record is from RefSeq and is a predicted model, not a curated record. The transcript is spliced from 8 exons.
AUGCAGAUGAUCAUCCCGACCGUGUUCGACAGUGCGGUCUCAUCGUGGAUCUCUUAUGAGUUUCGCGGGCGCGAUCGCUCCGGAAAGGAGCAGAUAUUCAUAAGUCAAUUGGCUAUGCCAUAUCUAACAGAACCUGGCACUCAUUGUACCCUCGCCCCACCAUCUGAUAUCACGGGUUAUGUUGAGUGGGUCGAAGCAUUGCCCUUACAAACCGCGCAGGCUGUCGUACACCAUAACUUCCCGGAUACCCGUUCACUGUCUUUCGUUCCUGGCAUUGACGAUCACGACCGAGAAAUCUUCCGUCACUUCGUAUGGGGUAGCAAGUCCGCCGACGGUCAUAUUCGAGGAAACUUGGUUGUCGCUAUCCAACCGUCUUGGAUAGUAUCGGACUGCGACUUGAACGAUUUCGUCGGGUGCAAGACAUUUCCCCUGAAGAAGUUAACGCCGGAGGACAAGAGGGGCGCACCCGUGGCUGCUCGGCGGCUACGUAGUAAUAGGCGCUUAUGGGCCAAGCUUUGGGAUACAUGUUACCGAUACCGAAGUCGUUUCUUUGUCCUUUCAACCUACGAGGGCUGGGUGUUCGGAAGCUUCUCCAUCGGAUGGACGACCGGCUUCGUGUCCCCAGUGAAAACCUUCGAUGUCCAUGCACCGACAAUCUUGCACUGCCUGAUAUACUGGCUAUCAAGUGCCAGUGCUCGCGGUCAUAGUAGAUGGAUAACGCCAAUAGUGUCUGGGGAGCCCUCGGAUGAUGAAGGCUCAGAUAUGUUCGAUGAGGCAGCAUCUACGGCUGUUGCACCGUCUAUCAACUGCGGGUCCUGCUCUAUGGUGCGGUCAACCGAUUCUGCAACUUGGAUCGGAGGCGCAUUAUUACACAAGCGUACGGAUAGAAGACCAGACAGGCGGCCAAAAACGCCACUUCUACACGGUAACACGCUCGAGGAUCCUUCUACAGCAAAACAAUCAGUGACCCUCGCCCGGAAACGGGAUGUGGCAGAUUCCGACGCUCAUGAUACGCCUCCGGCUGAAAAGAGGAGGCGGCGAUCUUCGGACGAUCGCACGCUGUGCGACGGCCAUGACGGCGAUACGCCUAUGUUCGACGCAAGGAUUGGAAAGACUGACGCCCUCUCUCACGCUCGGCGCGGAAGUCAUACGGCCAUCCCCGUCUACGAUCUCCCACCGCUUUCUAUCCCAGAACGCCAUCUAGCUGAUACGACAAAUGAACUGCAAGAACCGGGACUGCGGCGAUUCUGUCCUUUGUCACCGAUAACGACGCCUGGCUUCAAUACCCUCCCACCGGGUCCGCAUCCUGUGUACACGACAUCUCUGCCAGAGGAACGAUCACCGGAUAUCGUUCAGGACCUUCGACCGCACAGCGGUGUCCAUCCCUUCGCCCAACCAAGCUACGACCCUGAAUCUCCUACCUCACCCUUAGAGUCUCGAUAUGGGGUCACCGCACCCGUGUUGAAAGAUCGGGUUCUAAUUUGGCGGCGAGGGGUGCCAUAUCCGGACAUCCGGCCGGUGUUCGCUGUCGAGCUCAAGAAGGACCCAUAUGUUCACAUUACUAUUCCCACCGCCGGCCCGCAGCCUCAUGCCCGCAAGCGGAAGCAUAGUUACCCCAGAUUAUCCUACGAGCCUAUGGACUCUCGACCACGACGACACACCUCUCCGUGUUUCUGCUAGCCAAUCCUGGUUGAGACAUACGACCAGUCUCGAGCAAGGACCAGCGCGCCGCUACGGAAUGUGUACCUAUCCUUGGUUUCGGUUGACCCACACACGAGUCAGGACCGGAAAUAGCUUGACUCGUGAUUUUCCUCGGACGCGAUCAGUACUACCGAUAGCGAGGCGACACCGCUCCUCUCCUUGCCCUGCCCGGACUUGCGGGCCGCAACGCAUUGCAGAUGGGAAGAGCCCAUCAAACAUGCCUUCGCCGUGACGAUCUCGGAAGAGUCCGAGAAUAUGCCUCCCGCUCUCCCCAACAGCCUCCAACUUUCU